Danio aesculapii is the source of this 2099-nucleotide messenger RNA. It is a transcript of the gene pax1b, whose product is annotated as paired box 1b. The record is from RefSeq and is a predicted model, not a curated record. NCBI's taxonomy places the organism in Eukaryota, Metazoa, Chordata, Actinopteri, Cypriniformes, Danionidae. Bases 202 to 1224 code for a protein of 340 amino acids. Gene Ontology annotation, biological process: anatomical structure development; regulation of transcription by RNA polymerase II. Gene Ontology annotation, molecular function: DNA-binding transcription factor activity, RNA polymerase II-specific; RNA polymerase II cis-regulatory region sequence-specific DNA binding. The transcript has 5 exons.
AGACGUACUUUCUCAAGUGGAUCAAAGAUUACUGUGGAAAAAACCCUGCUUAGUCCUAAACUCAGACACAUAAGCCAUAAAAAAGCAGAAGAGGGCAGUCCUUAGCGGGAGACACGGGGAAACCUCUCCAAUGCUGCACGGGACCACAGCAGCACAGUUAAAGGUUACAGCAGCACCACCGCUGUAUAGGGAAAUAUCACAAUGCAAAUGGAUCAGACGUACGGGGAGGUGAAUCAGCUCGGCGGUGUGUUUGUUAAUGGUCGGCCGCUUCCCAAUGCCAUCCGGAUCCGUAUUGUGGAGCUGGCGCAGCUGGGAAUCAGACCCUGCGACAUCAGUCGACAACUCAGAGUCUCUCAUGGAUGUGUGAGCAAAAUCCUGGCCAGAUACAACGAGACCGGCUCCAUUUUACCCGGCGCAAUCGGAGGGAGUAAACCGCGGGUCACGACGCCAAACGUGGUGAAAAGCAUACGGGAUUAUAAACAGGGCGACCCUGGGAUAUUUGCUUGGGAAAUACGCGACAGACUGCUGGCCGACGGAGUGUGUGAUAAAUAUAAUGUUCCGUCUGUGAGCUCCAUCAGUCGCAUUUUAAGAAACAAGAUUGGGAACCUGUCUCAGCCGAGUCAGUAUGACAGCAAACCCUCCCCGCCGCAGAUCUCUUACAAUCCCGUGUAUCCGUACUCAUACCCGAACACCAUGUCACCAACCGGCUCCAAACUGGGCAGUCCUCCGGCUGUGUCUGUCAGCUUGUCCCGAGCCUGGCCCUCAGUCCACACCGUCAGCAAUAUAUUAGGAAUACGGGCUUUCAUGGAUCCAGCAGCUAUUGCUGGAACAGAGAGUUAUCAGCCCAAAAUGGAGGACUGGACGGGCGUCAACAGACCUUCGUUUCCUUCCGUUCACGGAGUCAACGGCAUCGAUAAGCCCCCUUUAGAAAGUGACAUUAAGUACACCCAGGCUUCAUCAAAUUUAUCGGGAUAUGUUCCUGCGUGCGCAUACUCCGCCACUAAUCAGUACGGUGUUUACGGUGGGCAUGCCGGUAAUUAUGGGCACUGGCAGUCACAGAGCGCGGGUCUCAGUCAUCCGAACACCGGCACCAUGAUCCAGAGCCCGAACCUGCACAGCGCCAUCUCCUUCAAAAACACAAGCCGAGAAGCUGUCGAGAGAAAGAGUCCACUGAGCAAACACCAGCACGAGGGUCUGAGCUCCGUUCAUGGACUCUCAGACUAAUAAGAACACAAAGACCACCGAAAAGAAAAAACAAAACACCACUUUCAUCAUGCAGUUCAUCCUUCAUGUGCAGCUUCAUGGACUCAUUCAUCAGUAAGUUCUGGAUAAAACACACCUGAAUGUUUCACACCGUUACGGACACGUGGGAUCUGAAGCUGUGGAGAUACUGUACCACAGAGGAUUUCUGCAAUAUUUGCAGUAGAUUUGUUUUUUUGAUGUUGUUUUUAUGGUGCAAAUCAGUUAUAAUGUCAGGCUGUUGUUAUAAAUGGACUGCAAUUGGUUUGAAUAUUCUCUUGUUAGUAAAUCAGCCUUGUUAAAGUGGUUAGGGAAAUGAGAUUGUUGCAUUCUUUUGUGCCUGUAUGAUAUCGAAUGGCCUUUGAGUUGGUAAUAUGUGCAUAUCUAUUUUUAUAAAUUCAUUUCUGCUUAAUAAAGGCAUGGCAAAAGUGAACUGAACAGUCUUUUUGCGUUUCAUCAGUUCUGUAUGGCUGAGUUCUGCUCAACAGCCACAGUCAAGAUAACAUGUUUACAGAGAGAUUAUGUGGGAUUUUGCUGUCGAUGUUUGUUCACAUGACUGAAGAUCUGCUCGGACAACUUAUAAAUAAACAGAUGAUCCCAUCAAACUGUUGCCAUAAGUUAGUUUAGAUGACCUUAUGUGACAAAAAAAAAAAAUCUCUGGCGGACACACACUCAAAAAAAAAAAGACGUUUGCUGCUUGUUUGAGCUACUUAUUUAAAAUGAGUUGAAACAACACAACUGUUUAGUUGUUUUGGGACAACCUAAUUGUUUCAUGUUGAAUCCAAUUUGUUAAAACGAUUAAGUUAACUGAAUCGGAUUGUGUUGAGAAAACAUGACGGUAUUAUGUGCAACCCAGCAUU